Monopterus albus (swamp eel) is the source of this 929-nucleotide messenger RNA. Its product is annotated as A disintegrin and metalloproteinase with thrombospondin motifs 17-like. Lineage: Eukaryota; Metazoa; Chordata; Actinopteri; Synbranchiformes; Synbranchidae. The transcript is spliced from 2 exons. Bases 137 to 604 code for a protein of 155 amino acids. The record is from RefSeq and is a predicted model, not a curated record.
UCCAGCCUGAAAUGCUGCAACUUUUCCAACUUCAGGAAAAACUGCGCAGUUAGUUCAGUGCUUUGCAGUGCGCUGCAGGUAUCAUACAAUACGACUGGCCACCUCUUCCACUUUCUCUACCUUGCUUUGUUUUAUCAUGCACAACAACCAUGUUACACAUCUGGUUCUCUACCUUCUCUGCAUCGGAUUCACGGUCCAUUCUGAAUGGGAGACAGAUGAAGUGGUUCCCAGGCUGCUGUCCAAGCGAGACGUGCACCUGUCCACCGAUCACACCAACUUGCAGCACCGCUGGCGGCGUUCAUUGGAUGCACCAGGGAAAGGAUACUUUGACCCGGACAACAUAUUUAUUUUACUGCCUGCUUUUGGGGUGAACCUGUAUUUAAAUCUGACACGGGAAAGCACAUUUCUCUCAGGGGACUUCGUGGUGGAGGAGAGGCACAGCAACCAGACUGCAGUGGUCAGCCAUUUAUCCAUGAACCAGCUCUGCUUUUACUCAGGCUUCAUUGUCAAUCACACAGACUCUCUGGCAUCAAUAAGCACCUGUGGUGGUCUGGUAAAUUCAUCUUCAUUUUCUGGGCUUUCUAAUAGGUUUCAUAUAGCCUAAUUUGAAGCAACCAUCCUGAUGGAGUAGGCUCUGAGCAUGAUUUUUACCUCUGGUAUCAUCAGUCAAUCUUUCAAACUGCUACUAUUUGCAAGGUAAAAAAUGAAAUUUCAUGCUCAGUGUAUAGUGAGCUCUAAAUAACUGAUUUGUUAAAACCACCAAUGAAUAACAUGACUGUUCAACCCCUUAACUGGGUUUUUAAGAGGUCACAUCAACUCAAUAAUGGCAAAAUGUGUCAUCUUCAACAAGAAGUUGUACCAUCCUGCUAAGACACUCUAUGUUUAUAGGUCUGUUUACUUUUGUGGUUAAAAAGAUUAUUAAUUUCCCC